GUGAGUCUGUGAGUUUGGCGUGGUUUGGCGGGCGCUGAGUUCUCCUUCAGUGCAUUGUAGACUGUAUUGAAUAGUAAAUUUCAUAAGUUUCCGUAUUCAUCAUUAUACGUAUACUUACAUGACGUAUGCCUUAAAGUUUCUGAGUUAACUUACGAACCUAACGAAGAAGUGUCUACUUAUUCAAGAUUGUUUAAUGGCAGGAGAAGUUAUCGUUGACGCGCUACCCUAUAUCGAUCAAGGCUACGAUGAACCGGGAGUUAGAGAAGCAGCUUUGGCGAUGGUUGAAGAGGAAACACGUCGGUACAGGCCAACUAAGAAUUACUUGGAACACUUGCCGCCCUUGAAUAUAAUUGCUUUUGAAACAGAUGUAAUGAAACAUGAAUUUGAGAGAAUGCAGAACCGUUUACCCAUGGAAGUACUUAGCAUGAAACGUUACGAAUUACCUCCACCACCCCCAGGCAAGAUGAAUGAUCUUGCUGCAUGGAAUGAAAGUGUAGAGAAUAGUAGUGCUCAAUUGGAACAUCAAGCUACUAGAAUCUGUAAUCUCGAAUUAAUGAUGGAAUAUGGAUGUGAAGCUUGGAAGUCUUAUUUAGAAGUAUUAGUCCAGUUAGUGAGUGAAGCACAAAAACAGUUGCAGGCAUUGAGAAAACAGAUUCAAGAGGUCAAUUGGCAAAGAAAAUCAAUGCAGACUCAAGGAGGAGAAAAAUUGAGAGCAUUAGAAGCUCAGUGGGUCGGAUUGGUUUCAAAAAAUUAUGAAAUUGAACAGGCAUGUGUUCAUUUAGAAGAAGAAAUACAGAAAUCCAUGAUGAAUAAGGGUGAGGCUGUUGAGAUCAAUGACGUUCCAGGAGAAAAAGAACCUGAUGUACCAGGGAAAAGUGCUACAGAGGUUAUGGCUACAGAAAUGAUUCAACAGGAACAAGAAAAUGAAAGAAUCUGAAGCAUUGUGUUAAAACAAUUGUGUAAAUCUAUAAUUGUCUGUGUUUUAUAUAAAUGUGUAAAUAUAUUAACUACUUAA
This is a messenger RNA of Dufourea novaeangliae, 1015 nucleotides long. It is a transcript of the gene BCAS2, whose product is annotated as pre-mRNA-splicing factor SPF27. Gene Ontology annotation, cellular component: catalytic step 2 spliceosome; precatalytic spliceosome; Prp19 complex. The record is from RefSeq and is a predicted model, not a curated record. Lineage: Eukaryota; Metazoa; Arthropoda; Insecta; Hymenoptera; Halictidae. Gene Ontology annotation, biological process: mRNA processing. The transcript is spliced from 3 exons. The coding region runs from base 194 to 937 and encodes 247 amino acids.